UUUAAUGGAGAAAAAGUUUUUCAACAAUGGGUUUCAUCAACUCUAUAAACCGUAAGCUUUGCCCAUUUAAGCUUAUCUUUAAUCUGUGAAUGCACUUUUAAAAAAUCUUCAUGAAUUUCAGAAGCGUGGCCACUUUGAUAGGGCUUGCAAGUUGCUCGAUCAAAUGCCAAGGAGAAACCUUGUUAGUUAUAAUUCACUGAUUUCUGGGUUUUCCCAGCACGGGUUUUACAAGGAAUCGGUACUCGUUUUCCAAAAAACACUGAAGGAAUGUAUGGUUAUUGAUAGUUGUACGGCUGUUGGUAUUGUUGGUGCUUGCGCUAGAUUAGGUGCUCUAAGAUUUUUAUGUCAAGUUCAUAGCUUUACGGUUGUUUUUGGUUUGGAUAUGAAUUUGAUUGUUUACAAUGCUUUGAUUGAUGCUUAUGGGAAAUGUGGGGAAGUGGAUACUGCGUAUAGGAUUUUCAAUCAAAUGAGUGAAAGGGAUGUGGUUUCAUGGGCUUCUAUGGUGGUUGCUUAUGCUAAAGCCUCAAGAUUGGAGGAUGCUUUUCGUGUAUUUAAGGAAACACCGAUUAAGAAUACACUAUCGUGGACUGGUUUAAUCACUGGUUUUGCUCAAAAUAGUUGUGGAAAGGAGGCGUUGGAUCUUUUUCGGCAGAUGUUGGAUGAAGGGGUGCAGCCUAAUGCUUACACAUUUGUUGCUGUUUUAAGUGCUUGUGCAGAUUUAGCACUUAUUGAGAAAGGUAAACAGAUCCAUGCGCACAUAGUUAGAGUUGGCAGCAGAGGUGAUUUUUUGAACCUGUUUGUAUUUAAUGCUUUAAUUGACAUGUACUGCAAGUACGGAGACAUGAACUCAGCUAAAUUACUGUUUGAGAGGAUACAUGAGAAGGAUAUUGUUUCAUGGAACUCAUUAAUAACCGGGUUUGCUCAAAACGGGCAUGGAGAGGACUCACUUAUUGUGUUCAGAAUGAUGAUAGAGGCAAAUGUAAGGCCAAAUCACGUAACAUUUCUCAGGGCAUUAUCUGCUUGUUGUCAUGCAGGUCUAAUCUCUGAAGGAAUGAAGAUUUUGGACUUGAUGGAAAAGGAUUUCGGUGUGACCCCUAGGUCUGAUCAUUAUGCAAUCUUGAUUGAUUUGCUUGGAAAGAAAAACAAGCUUAAGGAGGCCAUGAAUAUGAUUAAGAGAACUCUUAAUGGAACGAAUUGUGUUGGCAUAUGGGGUUCGCUUUUAGGUGCUUGUCGGAUCCAUGAUAACUUAGGUCUUGCUAGGCAGGCAGCGGAGGCUCUGUUUGAACUGGAACCAAAAAAUGCUGCCAGAUAUAUAAUGUUAUCAAAUGUCUAUGCGGCAGCUAGAAGAUGGGAUGAUUCCCGAGCAGUGAAAAGGCUCAUGGAGGAGAGAGGUCUAAGAAAAGAAGCUGCUUAUAGUUGGAUUGAGGUGAGGAAUGUACGACAUGAGUUUGUGGUGAAAGAUGAGGGCCAUUCUCAGAUUGAAAAGAUAUAUGAAUUGAUCAUCAUGCUAGUAGAUCAUAUGAAGGAUGUUGGAUACGAACCUCUGAGAGAUGAUACUUUGUUUCCUGAUGAAGAUGAAAUUAUUUGCUGCUAACUGCCUUCGAGCUACCCAUUGCAUCCUUGACACCUUUCUUCUUUAUGCAAAUCCCAAAAUUUGGUUUGGGGGAUGCCUCGUAUAGAGAUUCUGCAACUGAUCGUGAAGCCCUUGCUAAGAAUCAGCUCGAGAUUUAUUUGUCAUUUUACUAUCUUCUGCUAUCAGAAGCCUGUAUAAUCUGGUAAUGUUGAGUUCUAGCCAUUCUAUUUGCACUUUGGUUCAAGGCACAGAAAGCAGUAUGAAAUCGUCUGCUUUUAGCAUCGGAUUCACACAUUAUUUUUUUUCUUGAUAUGACAUUCAUUGAAUGGCUGUGAUGUCAUUCACGAGUAAUUUCGUGUCAUAAUAUGACCCAUAAAUAGGGGUUUGAGCUCAUUAUUAACAACAGAUUAGCUACAAUUUGAGUAGACUGUUGUUCAGUUAUUGCAGCAUCAACCUUUUUCAAUGUGGUUGGUCUCUACAUAGAACAAAAGGAAGAAAAAAUAGGCAGUGGGGAGUGGUAAGUUCGCCAUCUGUGGAACCAACAUGGAGUUUACUGAUUUGUUGUUGACAAUUAAAAAUCUUGUCUUAAUAAAUUUGACCUGAAAUUGUCUGAAUAAACUUUAAAAACUUAUACAGAAAGCACAUUGUUCAAAUUGAUAACCAGAAUUCAAAGAAUAUGACUUCCAUUACAAGUGAGAUGGGUCAUAUAUACUAUGUUGCCGAUGAUGUCAUCACUUCCAUUGUUUGCAGGUAAUUUCUUAUCGAAUUACACUCUUACAUCAUUUCUUCAAGCAAGUCCGGCAUGCGGAUCUGAGAAUUUUAA
Molecule: messenger RNA, 2396 nt
Organism: Hibiscus syriacus
Lineage: Eukaryota; Viridiplantae; Streptophyta; Magnoliopsida; Malvales; Malvaceae
Product: pentatricopeptide repeat-containing protein At2g13600-like
Exons: 2
Coding region: 164-1594 (476 amino acids)
Biological process (GO): RNA modification
Molecular function (GO): protein binding; RNA binding
Source: RefSeq, a predicted model, not a curated record